This is a messenger RNA of Linum tenue, 2196 nucleotides long. The record is from the annotation of a GenBank genome assembly. Lineage: Eukaryota; Viridiplantae; Streptophyta; Magnoliopsida; Malpighiales; Linaceae.
ACCGUUUCUUUCGGCCAGAAAAAGAAAAAAGAGUGGAAUGGUUGAAGAAGAAAAACGAGAGAAGAAAAGUGACGAGAACGUAGCUGUCUUUUAAAGGCAAAAACCGGAGAGAGAGGAAGGGUGCUGAUUUUUGGUGGGGAAGAAGAACUGCAAAGGGGAGAAACGCCUGUCGCCGCCGUCCUCCACCGAGUCUAGUUGUCCGCCGUCGCCAUCCCGGGUCAGGAUACACAUACGCCAGCUAUUUUCGCCAUCAAUUUGCUACUGUUACUGCUGCCACGGCCAUUUCGCCGUGGUUUGCUGACCAGGCUAGAGGAAUGAAAAGGUAGCAUCGGGUCGCGUUUCCGUUGCCGUUGUUCAUUGCGCCAUUAUCGCCCGAAAGAGGCGUGCGCUCUGCUGGUGACUGAGUCAGGGGAGGUCAUCGAUUGAAAAGCAAAGCUGAAAAGCGACGAAUCCACCGGUUUUGUCGUGCUAUCUCCGGUCAUCGAUUCUCGCUGCUGGAGUGCCAUCUGUGUAUUUCAUCUCCUUGAAAGUCCAAUUCACAGAGGGUGCGGCACUACACUCUUUGCUUAAUCUGAAAUGGAUUGUUUCUAGGUUCUGCAGCUGCGGAACAAGGGUUGUUGCCUCCAGCAAAAUUUAUAAGCAACUUCUCACGGGGGAAAUGAACAGUUGUUUUGCGGUCUGUGGAUCAUUAUAAGUGUGCUUCCUGUUCUGUGUAUUAGGAAGUAAAAUAUGGGGUCGUUAUGCAGCAAACAACGUCAUUUCGAUAAACCAGAGAAUGAGGAGAAUGGACAGGCUGCAGAGAUUGAGAGACGAAUUGAGCAAGAAACAAAAGCAGAAAAGCAUAUUCAGAAACUGCUAUUGCUUGGUACUGGAGACUCUGGAAAGUCCACAAUAUUUAAGCAGAUAAAGCUUUUGUUUCAAAGUGGUUUUGGUGAAGCAGAGCUAAAGAGCUAUACCUCAAUUGUACAUGCCAAUGUAUACCAGACAAUAAAAAUAUUGCACGAUGGUUCCAAGGAGUUGGCCCAAAAUGAAGCUGAGUCCUCAAAGUAUAUUAUAUCCAGUGCAAAUAAGGAUGUUGGAGAGAGGUUAUCAGAAAUCGGAGGAAGGUUAAAUUAUCCUCAGCUUACUAAGGAGCUUGCAGAGGAGAUUGGAUCUCUAUGGAACGAUCCUGCAAUUCAGGAAACUUAUUCCAGGGGUAAUGAGCUUCAAGUUCCCGACUGUGCUCAUUAUUUCAUGGAAAAUUUGCAGAGAUUGUCUGAUGCAAAUUACUUGCCAACUAAGGAAGACGUUCUCUAUGCAAGAGUUCGAACUACUGGUGUUGUAGAGAUACAAUUCAGCCCCGUUGGAGAAAACAAGAAAAGUGGUGAAGUAUAUAGACUUUUUGAUGUUGGUGGUCAGCGAAAUGAGAGGAGAAAGUGGAUUCAUCUAUUUGAAGGGGUUACUGCUGUGAUAUUUUGUGCCGCCAUUAGUGAGUACGAUCAGACACUCUUUGAAGAUGAGCAUAAGAACCGUAUGAUGGAUACCAAGGAACUAUUCGAGUGGGUCCUCAAGCAGCCGUGUUUUGAGAAAACAUCCUUCAUGUUGUUCCUGAACAAGUUCGAUCUUUUUGAGAAGAAGGUUGCAAAUGUCCCGCUAAAUGUAUGCGAGUGGUUCAAGGAUUACCAGCCGGUAUCAUCGGGAAAGCAAGAGGUUGAGCAUGCAUACGAGUUUGUGAAGAAGAAGUUCGAGGAACUGUAUUUCCAAAGCACAAGCCCAGAUCGGGUGGAUCGGGUGUUCAAAAUAUAUAGAACAACUGCCUUGGAUCAGAAGCUUGUGAAGAAAACAUUCAAGCUGGUGGACGAGACAUUGCGCCGUAGAAAUCUGUUUGAAGCUGGUUUGCUGUAAUUGAUGAAGAAGCACUAGACUUUUUAUAUUUAUAAUCUACUACUGAGUUGAAAGGAAAAGGAAUGUCCAUAUAAUCUCGGGUGGGGUAUUGCCAUUGGGGACGAUGUAAACAAUAUUCUAAGGUGGGAAAAGUUUUGGAAAGUUAUUCAUUUGGGUUUGCAGGCGUACAGAGUCGGAUAGGAAGAUCGAGUGAGGACGACGUCAAUCAUCAUAUUCUUGUGUUGAUGAUGAGGAACUCUGUACUGAGGAGGAAGUUGGGACUGGAUCUGGGUUCAUUCGCUUUUUUUUUUUUUUUUUUUUUUUUUUUUGCCA